Molecule: messenger RNA, 737 nt
Organism: Python bivittatus (Burmese python)
Lineage: Eukaryota; Metazoa; Chordata; Lepidosauria; Squamata; Pythonidae
Source: RefSeq, a predicted model, not a curated record
UGCCUCUGGCCUCUGACCUCUGACAACCGGCAUUUUCAUUGUGAAGGGAAAGUUGAGCGGGGUGGCUCCGUUGCUAAGGGAAGCUUCAUGCUAGUUGGCGGUUGCCUCUGCUGUUAGCAAUGUGCGCAGCUCCUAAAGAAGCAGCGAAAUCGAAAGAUUGCCCGGCCGAGAAGUGCCGCAGGAAGCGAUGGGUUAAGGCAUUUGAGGCAUGUGAUGAAAACAACAAAGGAUACUUAAACAGAGAAGACUAUAAGGUUGCUAUAGUGAUGCUUUUUGGCUAUAAACCCUCAAAGGUGGAAGUGGAUUCAGUUAUGGCCUCUGUGAAACAAAAUCCAUUGGGUUUAUCACUUGAAGAAUUUUUAAAUCUUAUGACUACAAAGAAGGUUGUACACUUUUACCAUAGUGAAAUAAGACAGUUAUUCAUUUCUUUUGAUAGACAAUGUAAAGGAUUUUUAUCUUUUGAAGAUUUCAGAAAAGCUUUCAGUAUUGUUGUGCCAAAGUUGCCAGAGAGGAUCAUUGUUGAAGCAUUCAGACUAGGAAGAGCUCUUUCUCCUAUACAUCAAAGAUUUCUUCCCCAGUGUCUACCGUUAUCACAUGGAAUAAGCUAGUCUAAGCAAUUCCAUCUAAAUAUAGCAGCAGGGUAUGCAUACUUACCUGGAAGAAAGAACCAUUACACUCAAUAGGAUUUUGUGUGGAGUAAGCAUCCAUGGUUUUAUGCUUGAUGAGCCUAGCACAAA